This is a messenger RNA of Papaver somniferum (opium poppy), 1737 nucleotides long. RefSeq names its product shikimate O-hydroxycinnamoyltransferase-like. Lineage: Eukaryota; Viridiplantae; Streptophyta; Magnoliopsida; Ranunculales; Papaveraceae. The coding region runs from base 69 to 1640 and encodes 523 amino acids. The record is from RefSeq and is a predicted model, not a curated record. Gene Ontology annotation, molecular function: acyltransferase activity, transferring groups other than amino-acyl groups. The transcript has 2 exons.
UAUUUCCCAAAACUAUCUCUAUAUAAGUUACCACGUCUCUCGCAAGACUUCACAUCACCAAGACGCUCAUGGAAACCUUAAUCCAUCAAAAAUGUUUGCCUACUCACUUCCUUCAGAACUCAAGCUCAUUUGUUCUCAAAAGCAAAACCUUGUCCAAACUAUAUUCAUUUCAAACAAAACCAUCGGAAUUUGGCUCCAUUUUUGCCCCACCACACGUUGUAAAAUGUGUGAAAGCAAAUACAAAUUCGGGUCCGUGGAAAAAAAUGUUGGAAUCCUUGCCUAGAAUAGCUACCCAUGACGAUCUCAAGGUUGAAUUGCAAAAUGCUUCAAUGGUUGUUCCAGUGGAGGUAACUGAAAGAAGGUCUAUGUUUCUAUCAAAUAUAGAUCAAUCUGUUAAUAUAUACUGCGGUGCAAUUGGUUUUUUUAGUGCUAUUCCAAAUUUCCCACCUGAUUUAAUCGCCAAGAAACUUGAAUUUGGAUUGAAAAGACUACUUGCAGAACACUAUGAUUUUUUAGCUGGAAGGUUGAAAUGGGACAGUAAACAAGGACGUCUUGAAAUUGAUUGUAAUUUGGCUGGAGUUGGUUUCAUUACGGCAUCUAGUAAGUUGUCACUGGAAGAGGUUGGUGAUUUACAGUCCCCAAAUACCGCUUUCGAACAACUUGCGCCUCAAAAUUGGAAUGAGCUUUGGCCCAAAGAUCAGCCUCUAUUUAUAAUGCAGGUAACUGCAUUCAAGUGCGGUGGAGUGUCUGUGGCGGCAGUCUAUAACCACACAACACUUGAUGGAUAUGGAUGCAUGAUUUUCUUGGAACAUUUAGCAUCUAUGACUGCGGAUAGUCCUGAUCUACCUUACCCCCCAGUCAAUAACCGUCACCUUUUAGAUGCUCGAACGCCACCCCAUGUGACCGAAAAGCACGUCGAGUUCAUAGAUCUAGGUCGUAUCGCUUAUGCAUCAACACCAUCGGUUUUCAUAUCCAAAGCAGAUAACCUUGAACGUAAAAAUCUUCUCUUAACAGCAGAAGACAUUGAAAAAUUGAAGAAGCAAGCAACGGUAUCAGCUUGCAUUAGCGACACAAAGGGGAACAAAUUCGCUUCUAGUGUCAUCACUAGUUUCAACGUCGUUGCAGCGCAUACAUGGCGUUGCAUGGCACUAUUGAGAUCCAAUAAAGAAGAGUCAGAAACGCCGUCGACUUUUCUAUUCCCGGUAAACAUACGAGCUCGUUUAAGGCCACGGUUCCCACCAUCAUAUACAGGGAAUGCGCUUGUGAAUGGUUAUGGAAUGGCAACGUACAAAGAAAUUGCCAAGAAGCCCUUUGCCUAUUUGGUGGAAAAGAUAGCAGCAGGAGCCAAAAGAGUGAAAGACAAGUACAUAAGGUCUGUGAUUGAUUGGAGAGAGUUACAUAACGGUUACGUAUUUGGCGAUGUAAUGAUAACAUCUUGGUGGAAGCUCCCUUUCAUAGAUUUGAAGUGUCCCUGGGGCAAGCCGCUAAGUAUUGUCCCAAUCGCGCAUCAAUGGAGCAAUUUAGUGAUAUUAAUGCCAGAUAACAGAGAAGUGGAGAGCAAAGGAGUGAAUGUUUUGGUCUCUCUACCCACGGAAGAUAUGGAGAGAUUUGAGCAUCUCUUUUACAAGCUCCUUUCAUGAAAAUCAUUCACUUUCCUACUGCGCGCUACGAUGGAAUACAUACUGUAUUCGUGCCUCUCUCUCCUCUCUCCCUUUUCAAAAACCAUCAAAAAAAAAA